Messenger RNA from Nothobranchius furzeri (turquoise killifish), 12554 nucleotides. RefSeq names its product synaptotagmin VIIa (gene syt7a). The record is from RefSeq and is a predicted model, not a curated record. Lineage: Eukaryota; Metazoa; Chordata; Actinopteri; Cyprinodontiformes; Nothobranchiidae. Gene Ontology annotation, molecular function: SNARE binding; clathrin binding; phosphatidylserine binding. Gene Ontology annotation, biological process: cellular response to calcium ion; calcium-ion regulated exocytosis; regulation of calcium ion-dependent exocytosis. Gene Ontology annotation, cellular component: synaptic vesicle; plasma membrane.
AUCUCUCUGGAGGUUCAGCAUGUAUUUAAAAGACAAAAAAUACUUAGAGAGAAGAGUACAGGCUGUCAGAGAUGUUGACUGGCGAGUAGAGGAAAUGGGGAUCUCUUAUGCUACAAAACCGUCAUCGAGAAAGCCUGGGAGCUGCAAACCCAAAGCGCACUCGCCUCGAGGUGGUCGCGUGACGCCGAGCCGCUCUACUCCCAUUAGGACUGUCAACGUCCGACCCCUGCCGCUGCGAAACACACCUGCAUCCAAACAUCACGCUCACAUCACACGCAAGGUGCAGUCACGCGCGACACAUAAGAGCAGCCAACAGGCUUCACGCGGCUGCUCGACGCAGCCACACCAGCAGAACCCAGCAUUCAGCGAUCACCACGCAGGCUGCACCUUCUACUGCUAUUUUUGCUACUGCUGUUACAGCUGCUGCCUCACAUUGCUCUCUUUUUGUCUCCUUCUUCUCCUGUCUCCACCUCCCAACGUUCCUUCCAAUGCUCUUUCCUCCACUUUGACCUCAAACACUACUGCUUCCUCCUCUCCCAUCCCAUCUUCUGCUUCCUGUUGGGAUCAAAUCUCCUUUUUCUGUCCGGAUGCCAACCUAACUGCUUCCUCCCCUGUGUCUCCUCACCAUCUUGCCCCUCCCUGUUUGAUUACUGAUGACUCUUUACCUUUCUAUACCUCCUCAUUUCCUGACCACCUCACUCCUGAACAACUCUCCUCCUGCCGUGCCUCAACUUGCAUCACUGCUACCUCCUCUUCUGUAUCUGACUCCCUUUAUUCUCGCCAUAAUCCAAUUCUCUGCCGGCCUUGGCCUUCCACACGCUCUCUUUCCUCCCUGCUCCUUUGCCCCCCCAGCUUUGGGGAUCCGGUGUUAUCCUAUGCCUCCACCCUGGAUCACAUUCCUGCUGGGCCGGCGCGGCCUCGGACGCUGCUUCGCCAGCAAAGUCUCCAGCAGCCUCUUAUCCACCCACUGGGCCCGGUCCUCAGCCAACCCCCCACCACGUCCCAGAGCUUGGGGCAGUUACACACUGCACCUGGACAGCACGGGGGAGGCGGGGGAGCUCAGAGAGGAGAGGGAGGUGGCAGCGGUGGUGAGGGUGGGGGUGCAGGUAUCCGAGGCGGCUCCCGAGGGGCACGUGGAGGCCAAGCCGGAGCAGCUACCUCUCGCUAUCGGGGAGGUGGUGCAGGAGGGCGCUCGCGAGCUAAUCCAGGGAGCUGGGAUUACAUGAUGGACCAGAUCAAGAAUCGGGGUCUGGAUGUCAAGUCCUUUCUUGAAGGCAAGCUGGUGGUCCUGGCUUUGACCAUUGGUGUGGCAGAGCAAGAUGACUUUGCCAACAUCCCUGACCUGCACGAAACGGCGCAGGCAGCGCCACCAGCCAACCAAGAGCCCCCACCCGAGAAGAGGGGUAACAAGCCAGCUAACAGCCCCAAGGGCCAACCCCCUGAUGCCGACGGCCACUCCUCUGUGACGGACUUGGCCAACUCUCUCACUGGAGACAUGGUGAUGCUGUCUCCAGGUUCAGAGGAUGAUGACGGAGAAGGGCCGGUGAGUGAAAAGCUGGGCCGGAUCCAGUUCAGCAUAGGCUAUAGCUUCCAGAACACGACCCUUACAGUCAAAGUUCUCAGGGGUCAGGAACUCCCAGCCAAGGACUUCUCCGGUACGUCAGAUCCUUUUGUGAAAAUCUACCUGCUGCCUGACAAGAAGCACAAGCUGGAGACCAAGGUCAAGAGGAAGAACCUUAACCCCCACUGGAAUGAAACUUUCCUUUUUGAAGGCUUCCCUUAUGAGAAGGUGAGAGAGCGCACCCUCUACCUCCAGGUGCUGGACUAUGAUCGCUUCAGCAGGAAUGACCCCAUUGGAGAGGUGUCAAUCCCCCUCAACAAGGUGGAACUAGGCCAGCUGAAGACCUUCUGGAAGGAGCUCAAACCCUGCAGUGAUGGCAGCGGGAGACGAGGAGACCUGCUGGUGUCCCUCUGCUAUAAUCCUACAGCCAACACCAUCACUGUGAACAUCAUCAAAGCCCGCCAUCUUAAAGCCAUGGACAUCGGGGGCACCUCAGAUCCCUAUGUGAAGGUGUGGCUCAUGCACAAGGACAAGCGUGUAGAGAAGAAGAAGACAGUCGUGAUGAAGCGAUGUUUGAAUCCUGUUUUCAACGAGUCUUUCCCUUUCGACGUGCCCGCUCACGUGCUGAGGGAGACCACCAUCAUCAUCACCGUCAUGGACAAGGACAGGCUCAGCCGCAAUGAUGUUAUCGGCAAGAUCUACCUAUCGUGGAAGAGUGGACCAGCAGAAGUGAAGCACUGGAAAGACAUGCUCGCCCGGCCGCGCACUAACGUCGCUCAGUGGCACUCUCUCAAGGCCUGAUUGUACCACCGAGCUUCCUCCACGGCCAUUUCCUGUCUCCCAAACUCCUUCUCCUGUUCCCUACCUACUCCGCCACCCUCAGCCCCCUCCUACUCCCAUCCUUAUGCACAAGACUGACUUGCUGCCAGGCUGCGAAACACGGGUACAAUUAGCCAUCUGCUCUCUUAAACCUUUAAACUCCUCUCUCUUUUCUUUCUAAAUCUCCACUUCCUCUCCCAUUUCUCUCUGCACCCCCCAUACUGUUUUGUCUGUGCAUGCGCGUCACCAAGUUGCCGAUGGUCCCCCUGUUUCUGACUGUCUGUGUGUCUGUCUGUCCUUUGCCUACGGAGGUCUGAUGAAUCCCUUUCUUCGUGGAUCCCUUCCUUUUGAACCUGACCCGUUAACGGUGCCAGUCCCGUGGGAUCACAGAGAAUUGUCAGUAAAGAUCAAUCUCAUUUAAUCCUACUGUAUGAAUUCUGCAGGUACAUAAUAUUAUACAUUAUGUACUUUUAUGUACAUAUACAUCUUAAAAUAUUAGUGAUAUAGAUCAGCAGGACUCAGUAAGCUGCUGUUUGUCGCCUUUUUUCUUUUUAUCUGUCCCCUUGUUGUCAUCAUCUGUCCCGAGUGUGCUAUAUCAGUCCCGUCCUCCAUUUUUACUUGGAAGUGGUUCAGCUCGUCACUGAAAUUUAGCUGACAACAAGUUUAAAGGGAAAGGAGCUGAACUUAGGAUGGAGUUCUUGAUGUUUAUUUAUUUUUCUCCUUCUUUUUCCUUUCUGCUCCUCCUUUUUUCUCUUUUCUUCUUCUGGCACAAUAUUAGUGACUUACUUUGCCCACCCCCCUCGCUCACGCCGUUUUCCGGAGCCUUCCUUAUCGUCUAUGUGCUGUGGGUGCUGUGGUGUAGCUCCAUCGAAAAUAGAGAUUUAAAAAAACACACACUCAUAUCUAUGUAUAUAUAUACAAGACGAGAAAAAUAAAACUGAACUUUCCAAAAAAGUAGGAAAGUGGGGACACACUCUUGUGAAAUCGAUAGCUUCUGGUUUUUUCCAGACUUAAAAAACUGAUGUGGAGAGAGAAAAAAGAAGAUGAAAACCACAACAACAACAAAACGAGCAAACGCAAUCUUCCAAACCAAGAUGAUGUCACUUUUCAACACCGACUGAGGAAACUAAUUAAAUCAUCUGAGAAAAGCAGAUUAGUGAUGUGUGUGCACAUGAAUUCAGUCAUGAGAACACACACUUCUUUGUUUAAUGAUGCUCUGAAUUGUUUUUGCUUCCCUGUGAUUUCCUGUCAUGGUGGUGGUUGUCCACCAGGUUUGACUAUAUGGUGUUGUGUUGUUUGCCUGUUGGUGUGCAUGUGUGUGUGUGUGUGUGUAUGUGUGUGUGUGUUCACAGGAUUCAAAUAUGAUUCAAACUGGGCGGAAAUCUUCUCUUUUCUCUUUCUCCUCUUGCUCUCUUCUUGCUCUUCUUACUGCCAUUUCCCCCAUCCUCUACUGCCCUGCCUUUGUGAAUGAGGCGCGGGGAUGUUCAUUUUGCACUUUUUUGAAAAUGUAAUAACAAUAAUGAUGAUGAUGAGAGUUUUGAUGAUGAUUAUGGAUGUGGUGAAAAUCAAGGGAGGAAAAUCCGAAAGGGUUGGGUGGGGUGGAGGUGACGUCUGCGCUGCGAUUUCAGGGCUUUGGAGUUGAAGUGGAGGACAGAGAGGAUGUGGGGCUCUCAUCCUCCUCUUCUUGGGCUUUUCAUCUCUGCACAAAUGUGUGUGUGUGUGUGUGUGUGUGUGUGUGUGUGUGUGUGUGUGUGUGUGUGUGUGUGUGUGUGUGUGUGUGUGUGUGUGUUCAGCAACUGCAGGAGUCGUGGUGGCAGAACACAAAUGUUUGAAAUGUCAGGCUAGGAUGGAGGACACGUCUGCUUGUCACACGGAGGCUGACCAGCUCACAGUGCGAUUACACAAUGUGUUGAUUACCAACAAGGCUGUUGGAGCUCUGAGGAACAAUCUGCAACUUAGAGAAAAGUAAGAUCUCUACUAUGAUGUAUUUGGGAGUCUAAGACCAAAAUGUUGAGCAAAAAGUCUAAAUAGAAGUUAAUUUGGGAUUUAAAGGAAACCCAAAAGCGAAACAAGCACUGGUGGAAAAGCCUACAAUACCCAUAAUACUCUGGGGACAUGGACUACGCUGACUUCUGUUAGCUCUUUUAGUGUAACUUGCAUCUGGAGGUGAUUUUUCCAGCAGUAGAGGGCUUCAGAAAGAGAUUUACCAGAGGAGAACUUUAAUAAACAAUUGUUAAACAUUUCAGAUGUAUUGAGGUACGUGUUUAUUAUGAGGACAUUUAGUUCCUGUGGCUGUUCUUAAGUUAUUCCACUUCAUAGUAUGUUGAUAUAUUAUUUGACUUUUCAACAAUAAGUUCACUCCCUUCUUACGUUUUUCUUUUUUGCAUGACCCUAGAUCACAGCCAAGUCCUCUGGGUUGUUGAAGUUCACAGAAACCAUAAAAGCGUGUGUUUCAGGGCAGACGGGUGUGAUAUUAGAUGCCAGCUUGAUCUGCCACAGUGGGAUCCCAUAGAACUGGAUUAGAUGAUAUCUUUCCUCUCCUGUGAGCUGGAAAGCUCCACCGAGUGCAGCGUGCUGCAGUGGCAGCAUCUCGGUUCGUCACACACACUCAGUUCAGCUUGAUUUUUGUGUAAAUAAAACUGUUGGAAAACAGCUGCAUUAGGCUCUCACACAGCUCUCUGCUCUGUCUUUGUAAACGAACUGUAGCAGAGUUGUUACACUCUAGAACGUGGACGUCAGCUGUUAAAUGCUUUCUUUUGACUCCCAUAGCUUUCAGUUUUCAUCACUUAAUGACAAUCAUGUCUCAACCCUCUGCAGUGUUAGACUUCUUUGUUUUCCACUUGAGAGAGCAGCUUCUGUUACAUUUAUUUUUUCAUUUUUGCAAAACAGAGCAGCUGUAGCCUGAUCAGCACCUUGUUACUGAGAGCUGGUAGCUGUUUUGGGCAGCACACAGAGUGCUGAGUGUGUUCUGGUCAGUGGGGGCCUCGGUUCUGGCUGCUGUGAAGCGCUGAUCCAGUCCAGCACCCUUCAGAACAAUUGGCCAGCCAUGGAGCAGGACUUACUGCUUUGACAGGCACUGCUUGCAGUGUCACCACACAUUACACUCCCUUUAGGUGGUCAGAAAGGAGAGAUAUCUGUGUCCGUGGACCUGGGAGGGGGACGUCACUUUAUUUAACUGAAGGAACUCGGGUUAAGAAUAAAACUAGACACAGGGUGCAUUUGCUAUGUGUGCAAGAAUAAAAGAUCUUCCACCCAUUUGUUAGAUUUUCCUGCUUCAUGUGCGAUUCCCUGGGGAAAUCGAUUCUCAACACUCAUUUACCUGACGUGCGUGUCUUUAGCCUGGGAGAGCAUCCAGACUUCACUCAAAGUGGCCCACUGGGUCUGGCAGAACCACUACACAACACUGGCUGUCAGUCACUCAGCUGUUUCAUUUCCUAACCACACUUUUCUCAAGGACAAAUAAACGGCUAAUCCAUUUAACCUGAGGGAGUGUGACAACUAUGCAACUGGAGAAAGGAACAACCGAUUAGCUGAACCCCAGGCCUCUGCACUAAAUGCAGCCCUCCACAUGCAGCAUUAAAACAGUUUAAUUAAUGAAACAUCAGCUCAGCUCUAGUCCUGUGCCUAAGGACACAUCUGUCAAUCCUAAACCUGCAUGUACCAAAAAAACAGCUUUCUGCCCUGCUCUCCUCUUUAACUUUAUUCCAUUGUUAGUGGCAGGAGUAAUAGGAAAAGCAAGAAGACACAUAUUGUUGAUUUUAUAGUAAUUUAAUACAAAUCAAAUAUCGAGCAACUAAAAACGUCUUCCUUCAACUUGUAAGAAAAUGUAUUUAUAAAUGUUCAGAGCUUCUGGGAUGACACCAGCCUUGUCAGAUCCAGGAUCUGGAUCAAUGAGCAGUCUGACCUCAGAAUAUCAUCGGACAUCUACUCCUCACUACAGUUCUGUACCCUGUACAUCUAUUUCCAGCAACAGGAGGGCGAGCGUAGGCUGAAAGUCUGGGCGUUAUAACUCAGCAACUGUGUUUGAAUACCGAUGAGCUCUUAAAUGGAAAUCCUAUAAAUUAUGAUUUGUAGGUUUGGACUAAGCUAGCGGCUGACAGAGCUAGCUGUAGUGAUGACAUUUAGUCCUCACUUCAGGAAGAGGAAAUAAAAAAGCUCAGUCGUGUUUGUAAUAAAGUUCCUACUCUGAAUCUAUUUGCUGUAUAAACAGAGUAUCAGUGAUAUAUUAACCACCAGGAGAGCUUCCCUCCAUAAAUACACAGGAGUCCCACACAUUAUGCUUUCAUUUGAAGCAGUCAUCAUUAAAACGAAUGGGACGCUCAGAGCCAAACAGUAAAAAAAAAAAAAAAAAAAAAACAGGGAGCAGAUUCCAGUUUUAUUGCCCUGCCACCUGUCUUGUUCCUUCCACUAUAUUUUGUUUUCUUGGCACCCGUGAUGUCAGAAGUGACCUUCAACAAGCCGGAGCUCAUGAGAAUACCAGGGCAGCACACUGCAGAUGCUCUGAGUCAAGACGUGAUUUUUUUUUCUCGGAUGGACUCCACUCGAGGUGCUGGGCCUCCUUGUGCUCGGCUUCGGCGCUGUCUCUCAUCGUUACCGUCACGCCCCGGCAGAGUCAGUGAGCAGCUGCAGGUGUAUGCUGCAGUGAGGAAACACUUCUUAAACAAGACCUGUACGUCGAUUUCACUAACUUCUCUAUAGGGAGCUUCAAGCUGAGCACACACUCUACAAAUUUUUCACUGAGGCAAUUUUCCUUGUGAAUGUACAAGAUCAGGGCGAGUUUUGCGCUGAGCGUCGUGUAGCGUACGGGAGUUACGGGAGGUGUUUAACACCAACCAGCUACCGAUCAGCAGUCGUGAGCUCGCAUGUAUUUCUGGUGUGUUUGAUAUUCCGCUCGUCCCUCGUGAGCGCAUCGCACUGUUAAAGCAGCGCUGCGAGUGGCUGUGACCCAAAAAGCACCAGAACCGCUCGCGGUGCAUGCGCAAACAUGCGUCAGCAUGGUUUGCCCGCGAUUCACCUAUUAACACACAUCGGUCAAAAUACUUUUUUUCCACGCACAUUGACAAGGAUGGUCAAGAAAGCGUGUUAAUGUCAAAUUAAUCUGAUAAAACAUAGAUUUACUUUUUUUUUUGUCAUAUUCCACCUCCAACCCCCACAAAACCCUAUGUGUCCUCCUACAGCUCUCCUGAAGGACAACAGACAUCAAUAACAACACAAAAAAAGCUGGCGUUUUGUGUAAAAACUGCUAUUUUUAGUAUAUUUGUCGGUCCGACGUGUUGCUACCAGACCAACAGAGUGAGUAGUCAGGUCGCAUCCGAGAGCUGGGCCAUACAGUGCGAGCACAUGACUUGUGAGAUUUGCUCUGCAAGGAAGUCUUACAGUGUCCGCCCGGCUUAAGUCUCCUCCCUUUCCAGUCGACUCAUGGUUCCGCAGAAGAACGAAAAAAUAAAUGCAAUUCAACGUGGCUGAAAGAGCUUUGUUGUAAUCCGCUUUGCCGCUUACGCCCUGGAUCAUACAUGCGUUGUACUUCAAUUUAAAGUAAAAGUACCGAUGUGUGUGUCGACCAUGCCAGUCGCGUACUAUGAGAUUUUUCAGCUUGUAAAAAUUUGUAGUUUUGUAAUGACUACAAAUCAGACGUCAGUAUCUCGCAUAUGUGAGAUCAACACAGAACUUCCUCUCUCCUAGCAUAGCUGCUACUUACCACGUGGCCAGAUUUACUGUGGUUCUUUCCUCCUGGAGGAAGGAUUUGAAGUUCACUGAACUUACGGCUAUUUUUCCUCGGCUUUUCUCCGUGUCUGGUCUGAUCACGUCACUUGAUGGUGUCCUGGACGUAUUUUCACAACAAAUCUAAAAUAACGUUUCUCCCCAUUCUAAACUAAGUGCAUUCUUGGCAUCAAAAUGCAUUCUUGAAGUUCACGGACAUCAUAUAUGAAAUCCAUAACAAAUUGAAUUAGAAAAUAGCGUUUCAGCUCCAUUGACUUGUAUUCAUUUUUCAUUCUUCCAUGGACCCAUGGUCCGGAAGUAGCUGGGCAUGACUAGGCUCCCUAUUCCUUGAAGACUAACGGGAAAGUUUUUUGGUUUAUAACUGAGUUAGCUGAAAGUCUUUGAUUUUGUUGGUCUAAUUCUUUAUUAGGAUUGAUGAAUCUUAUCAGCUAUUGGUUGAAAAUCUGCGCUGACAAUCAAAAACCCCCAAAGACGUGGAGCGAUUUCAAACAUCUCCGUGUUUUUGGAUAUUUGGAUUUACCUCUAGCUGAAAUGCAGAAUUCACUCCUUAACUUCCAUCCUCCUCACUUUUUCAUCCCCAUCAUUGUCUCUGGCAGCUUCUCUGUUGACUUUGUAAAUAACUUGCAGCUCUGUUGGCUGGAGGGGUCUCGCCUGUUUGCCAAAGGGAUCUUGAUGAUAUUGUUUGUCCUUGUCAGACUUCCUCCUUUCCUUAUUCUUCUUUAUAAGUUUCCCUUGAUGGACGUGGCUUUCUGAAGUGAAGCAUUGCUAAUUCACUUUGUUGGAAAGGUGCCUGUUUUGUCUUUGGAAUAUUAAAUCAGUUUUGUUGGCGAGCCUUGAGUGUGUAUUUGGGUUAAAGUCUGACUGCAGGAAUGCCCUGAUUCAUGUUUAGAUGGCUGAAUAAUCCCAGAAUUCAUCUGGCUCACCUCUGUCAUUUUGUUGAGUGGAUUUGUGUGUUUUUGCGCGGCGCAGACAGACCUCACUUCCUUCCCCCUCGACUCACCCUUUCAAUUGUUUUAAGCAUCUGGUGAAAACCGAUGUAACUCCUCCCAAUCAGGGUUUUAGGUAAGCAUUGUAACUAAAUGAACAUUGAAAACAAUAACGAGUAAUAGAAUCUUAUUUAUUUAUCUAUUUUUGUUCACAUUUGACAGUAGUGUGUGUGUACAGUAUGUGUGUGAGUGUGUGUGUUCAUUUCUUUACACAACAUUGUGAAGAAACGACUUCUGUUUUUUGAAAACUUUAUGUAAAUAUUGUUGUUAAAAAAGAUUUGAACAGUUGUUGUUCCCCGAGUUUUCGUUUUUAGCUGAUGGAGAAAACAGACGACGUUCACGAGUACCAGUGGUGAUGUUGAUAACGACGAUGAAGCAGAUUAUUCCCGCCCUUCUUUGACAAGGGCUUUUGGUGUCUGCUGCAUUUUUGUUGGAGGCGUGGUGCGACCGAGGCAAGGCAAGCUACAAGGGAAGGAGUGGUACCCAACACAUCCCAGGGUCACCGUAGCAACACUGCCAUGCAUACGCCCAGAGUAUUCCUUAUGACAUAGUCUGUUUUCUGCGCCAUGAUGCAUCAUCACGUUCCUGUGGGACACAUCCGAGACACGCUUUGUGGCCACAGUGUGUGAGAACACCACACACCUCCCUGUGGAGUUGCUCCACCUGGCCAAUUGGCAUUGCCCUGUCAGUUUACCGGCUGGGGAUUUACUGUAAUUCCAUUGUGUUAGCCGGGAUUGGCCUUGCACUAACUCUGAUGAUGCCUUCCUCGCUGAAUUUGGAAUCAUGAUGGCCCUGCUAGGGGCUUUGCAUAAGAAUGGGCUCAUAUGGAGGAGAGAAAAAAGAUGCAACCCGUCAAUCCGGCCCCGCAAAGACAAUUUGCAUGCUUGUGACUCGGCCUCUUAUUAUGCACAAGUGACUGUCAUGACCUUAACAAAUAAUAGGGUUGUCACUUGCUUAGUGAGAGCUCCCUAAGAGCUCUCACUUUCCGACAAGGAACGUCCAGGAUUAGAGCUAAAUCAAACCAUAAACUGCCAUGCUACAGUCCUAAUGCAGACCAUUAUUAUUUGUAGCACAACAUCCAAAAACGAUGAAACAGGGAUGUGGUCCAGUUAUUUUCCCUGUAGGCCUCAUAACACCACUACUCCCCUCAUUCCACAUGCCACAGCCUCGUGUAUCUGCCCGAGCUUCUGUACAGCGCAGGGUUGGAGCUUAUCGGUUUCAAAUUUCUUUCAGGAUGGUCUCUGCCACUGAUGUGACACGGUUCAGCAGAUACUGCCAGUCGCUGUCUCCAGGAAGGACAGCGGAUACAGCUCCCCCUUCAUCUGCAAUACUGUCCCACCCUCGGGGGAGUCAGAACGUCCACAAACAAACCAAAAAUAAAAAGCUUGUGGCUACUUUCUCCCCCAAAACCCCCAGAACGUUCGCUGAUUGUAAAUGUGAUGCAGGCGGAGGAGCCUGGUAAUCCUGCCAUAACGUUUUUUUAAAUCAGGGAGGUAAUAAGCAAUACACGCAGAUGAAAUAACGCCAUACCCUGAAACUAAACGGAGAGGGGAUUUUUGCACCGAGGGAUGUCAAGGGUAACACUCCUAUAUUUUGUUCUUCUCCUCCUUUCUGAACUUGCCACGACCCACCUCUUCAACAAAGAGUGCUCUAUCUCAAGACACACAGUUGUGAUGUGUACAAUCUGAUUUCAUGUACCUAUUUAUGUAUUUUUGCCAACUUUGUAAAGUGUAUAUGAAUUAUAAAUAUAUGAACCAUGACAGUACUGUAUAGAUUUUAGCUGCCUGGUAAGGUUAAUAGUAUAUACUUGGUAGACUAAAAGACAAAGCGUAGAGCUGUUCAAAAGCCAGUUACUGACAAAAAUGCUUUCUGUAAAAACCCAGAUGCCACUGGCUCCUUUUAUAUUCUAAGUUUUGUUUCCAGUUAACUUUUUUAAUUAUAGCCAGUGGGAUCUGGAGUGUGUGUUCUUUCUGUCUGUUUGUUUGGUUGUUUUUGUUAUUUCCUUUAAGAAGACACAGCGAGGUUCUGGCAGCCAGGAGAGUGCAGUGGAACACAGACCUGAACCCUGUGCAGUAGUGUGUGUUUUCUAGGUGUGUGUCCGUCCAUUGUAGUGCUAGUGCUCUUUGUGCAGUGUCUCCCUCCUUGCUCUUAUAUAGAUUGACAUGUGACACAAUGUAUAUGUGUGUGUUUAAGUGCAGGACGGUUGUGUUUGCUGAAGCUGGCCGAUGCCCUUCUCUUCAUGUGUGUUUCCUCUCGUCCACUCUCUUCAUUACACUGCUUAGUUUUAAUCCUCCGCUAAGUAUAGAUUUCCACUUCCUCUGCUCGAUUGUUCAUUUACUCCUCCAUUCAGAUGGUAAUGCAUACACCACCAGAGUCUAAUUUCCCAGUAAUCCAUUCUCCCUCAUCUAUCUUGGCUUCUUUGUCCAUUAGCAUCUCCCAUCCGUCACCCUCCACGUUACUGAAGAGCACCUAGUUUUUGCUAUAGAGCUCUGUGGACCAGAGAAGGAUUUAGCACAAAAAAAUAAAGAAAUCAGAAACCAGGGAGGGGAUCUGUGCUUAUUCAUGCUCUUCAUCCCAGGUCGCACGUCCCCUCUUCAGACUCAGAGGAGAAAGGGAAGCUUUCGGCUCAGCAUGCAGAAUCAAAAGUCAAGCGGAGAUGUUUGUGGUGGCGUUGCUGCUGCCUGUUCGUAGCGAGAAGGUAAAGAGCCUUAAAGACUGGACCAAACGGAGACGUGUACUUCUGCUCCUUACCCCUUUCUUGCAUCACCUUUAUUACUCAGUAUUCCAACGUGUUGCUUGGUUGCUCUGUACAUAUCUGUGUAGUAUUUCUGUUAAUGUCCCUGUACUGGUAUACUAAUGGGUUCUUACUGGGCGACCCAAGCAGACGUCCUCGCCCUUUCCCCCCUGUCCUUGUCUCAUUUCUUUAGAAACUUCUAACAUUCCAUUCAACCGUCUAGUGAACAACGCUGGCGAUGAUUCGAUUUCACUGCGAGUAAAUAAAAAUGCAGGAAAACUAAACCUCAGACAUUUCCAGAGGAGCUGUGAGAAGGCAGGCAGCAUACUCGCCAAUAGGACCUUCACACACGACCCCUCUGCUCCUCCGAACUCACCUUCCACUCUAACCUAGCCUGAACUCAGAGGACGGUGAGGAAGGGUGAGGAGGUGGGAGAGCCCUGGGCGGCAGCAGAGCGUCGUGUCCCUGUGGUCACACUUUGGAUCAGGAGGGAAACAAGAGGACAUCUCAGGGUUUAACCCAGUAGCACUUUGGUUUGGCGUUCCACGUUUUUUUUCUUGGGCCUCUCCUGUUUUCGGGCCGAGCCGAAUGUGAUCUUUCUGGUUGAUUUUCUGUUUCCUUUGGUUUCAUUUUUGCUCUCCUCCACUCAUCAGUGUUAUAAAGCGUGUUGGGUGGCUGGAGCCUUGGAGCUGAGCUCUGACGUUGUUCCAUAUUAAAGAAUAAUUUUUGCUAC